AGCUGCGCGCCAUAUUCGCCUCCCUAUUAGUUGAAUAGGAGAAAAUUAGCGUGCUGUUGUUUGCUGUGUUAUUUUGUGGGGGAUAGUCCUCCCUUGAGCCCUCCCCUGGUUGUCUUUUUGAUAGUGAAGCUGUAAUUUUGUAUAUUUGUGACAUAUUUGUCUUCUGCCUGCCAUGCCGUUCUUCUGUGUCCUUUUGACCUGCAAUAAUAGAGGGAAAACUGCCUAGAUUUUCGGCAAUCUGUGGCAUGUAGUCUGCUAUUUUUCCCCUAUUUUCUGCGACUCGAGGAUAAAACAUCCUAUUGCGAUAUAAAUAUGAGGCCAAAAACAAUGAGAAGGGGCAAGAAUGACGACAAUGAGGAGGCUGGUAAAAUGUUUGUUGGCGGCCUCAGCUGGGAAACCACACAGGACUCGAUGCUGGCCUACUUCAGCCAGUGGGGCGAGGUGGUCGACUGUGUCGUCAUGAAGAACAACGAGACGGGCCGGUCGCGUGGGUUUGGCUUCGUCACGUUCGCCGAGCCGGACAAUGUUCAGCGGGUGCUGGCGGCAGGACCGCACGAGCUAGACGGCCGAACGAUCGACCCGAAGGCGUGCAACCCGCGCUCGCUGCAGAACAAGCUCCGCCUGCGCAGUCAGACGUACCCGAAGGUGUUCCUGGGCGGCCUGCCUCCGAGUGUGACGGAGACCGACCUGCGGACGCUGUUCGGACAGUACGGCCACGUCAUGGAGGUGGUUAUUAUGUACGACCAGGAGAAGCGCAAGUCCAGAGGAUUUGGUUUUCUGUCGUUCGAGCUCGAGGACGCAGUGGAGAGGGUGUUAGCCAAACACUUCGUCACCAUAUGCGGCAAACAGGUGGAGGUGAAGCGGGCUGAACCGCGCGAGGCCAGUAAGCCAGUCGACGGACAGCCGAUGCAGAUGGCGCCGACAGACGGCUGGAGGCCGCCCCAGGACCCAGCCACCGCCCACUGGGGCAUGCCCGGCGUACCGCAGCAGCUGGCCGGCGGCGGCGGCGUGGCGCCGAUGCCGCCGGUGGUGCAGUGGGGCCAGCAGCAGCAGCCGUUCCCUCAGCAGGCGUUUGGGCCGCCGGCGCCCGGUCCGCCUCAGCCGGGCUACCCGGCCGGCUGGGCGCCCGCGCCGCCGCCGGCCGCCUACGCCGCCUACGGGCAGCCGCCGGCGCCGCCGCAGUACCAGCAGUUCCCGGCGCAGACGGCGGCGCCGCAGCAGUGGGCGCCGCAGCCACAGGGGCCGCCGCAGCCGCAACACCUGCCGCCGUCGGGCGGCCCGUCGCCCAUGCCCGGCGCCGACCCGUACGGGAGGAUGCUGGGCGGCGGCGGCCCGCCGAUGCCUCCGGCGCCCGUCAUGGCCGCCCAGAAGCCGGCCGAGUACGCCGGCUGGCAGCAGCAGUACGGUAUCAGCGCGGGCUACGCGCCGCCGCCGGCGGAGUACGGUGGACCGCGGCCGCCGCAGCACCAGGAGAUGGCGCCGCCAGCCGGCGCUCCGAUGCAAAACUACGGUCCCGGGUACGCGGCUGGUAUGCCCGGCGGCGACGUAGUCAACUACGGCGGGCAGCCGGCCGGGCCGCCGGGCCCGCAGCGCGGCGGCAAUUACAACCAGCCGGUGCAGACACAGCUCUACCAUCCGUACCGGCACAGCCCGUACGCCGCGCGCCGGUAGGACCGCCGACGGCCGGCGCUCGUGACGGCGCCACCUUCGAAUUCAACAUCAUUUGAUGGGAGUGUCAAAUGAUUUUGAAUUCGAUAGAAUGAUCGACUUUAUUGUCAGAAGUAGCGGGCUACUUCUGAUGCGCGGUUAGGUUUGGGUCGGCGUCUCGGCGCAGGGGCCCGAGCGGCCCUACGGCAGCGGCCCGCGGCUGAGGGUGCGAUCACUGGCCGCGCGGUCUGUUGGAGAUGCGAGUUAGGCGUGAGUGAAGCCGAGAGCGGCACGGAUGGAGUGCGAGUUGCAGCGAGUGAAUGAGUGACGGUGCGGUCUGGACUCGAGUACAAAGGUUAGCUGACCGCUAUUCCGGUGAUAUCUUAGCCACUCGACUGACCAAGAGCGCAGAGACCGACACUGGGUGCACGGCCAGCCGGCCGGGCACGUUUUAUACCGGACUCCGGCAACGACCGCAUGAUUUUCUACAGGUGUCAUCUCACUGCCACCGUUUUGGUUUUUCCACGCCGGCCGAAAAUGCCUGAAAUUUGUUGUCUGUCUUGUUGAUCGAAUUUACAUAUUGAGCUCUGUUUACGGCUUGCGGGAUAGUAUGUACGCGAAUGAAUGCUUGGCGGCGCCAGGGUUAGCGUUUUGUUUCACUGUACCCGGCUCAAGGUUAUUUUGUCGGAGCGAACCGAGCGCGGGAUGUGUGCGUGUGUGCGCGAGCACUGGGCAGCGUCAAACCGUUGAAUAAAGUCACACACAAUGCUGGAA
Molecule: messenger RNA, 2421 nt
Organism: Amphibalanus amphitrite
Lineage: Eukaryota; Metazoa; Arthropoda; Thecostraca; Balanomorpha; Balanidae
Product: DAZ-associated protein 1-like
Exons: 8
Coding region: 313-1671 (452 amino acids)
Cellular component (GO): cytoplasm
Molecular function (GO): RNA binding
Source: RefSeq, a predicted model, not a curated record